Messenger RNA from Emericellopsis cladophorae, 1290 nucleotides. RefSeq names its product metacaspase CasA. The coding region runs from base 1 to 1290 and encodes 429 amino acids. Gene Ontology annotation, molecular function: cysteine-type endopeptidase activity. Gene Ontology annotation, biological process: proteolysis. NCBI's taxonomy places the organism in Eukaryota, Fungi, Ascomycota, Sordariomycetes, Hypocreales, Bionectriaceae. The transcript is spliced from 7 exons. The record is from RefSeq and is a predicted model, not a curated record.
AUGUCAGGCUACCCAGGCUACAAUGCUGGGGGAUACGGCGGCCCGCCCCAACAGCCUCAAUACAGCCAGCAACAAGGAGGCUAUUAUCCACCUACCCAACCGAGCUACAACAACUACCCUCAAGCGCAUCCACAACAGCCACCGCCCCAAGGCUACCCAUACCAGCCGCCGCCACCACAGCAACCUUACGGAUAUCCGCAGCAGCAGCCGCAACAGCAGCAAUACGCACAAUACCAACAGCAGCCACCAGGGCCCAAGUACAACACCAGACCUCAGUCCGCGCAAGUACAACCUGGGGUAUACGGUCGUCCGGGCGCGCCUCCUGCGCCACCCACUCAGCCUCAGCAUUUCGGUCAAGGGGCCCCUCAGAACUAUGCCUUCCGAUACUCGAACUGCACUGGCCGCAGGAAGGCUUUGUUGAUUGGUAUCAACUACUUUGGCCAGCGAGGACAGCUGCGAGGCUGUAUCAACGAUGUCCGGAACAUGACUGCUUACCUCGUUGAGCAUUUUGGUUACCGAAGGGAAGACAUGGUUAUCCUCACGGAUGAUCAACAGAACCAGAUGAGCCAGCCGACCAAGCAAAACAUUCUAAGAGCCAUGCACUGGCUUGUCAAGAAUGCGCAAUCCAAUGAUUCGCUAUUUUUCCAUUACUCAGGACACGGAGGGCAAACACGAGACCUGGACGGCGAUGAACCAGAUGGUUACGAUGAGGUCAUUUACCCUGUGGACUUCCGCCACAAUGGCCACAUUACCGACGAUGAAAUGCACAGGAUCAUGGUCCGACCCUUACAGCCGGGGGUCAGGUUGACAGCCAUCUUCGACUCGUGUCACUCCGGCACAGCCCUCGAUUUGCCGUACAUCUACUCCACGCAAGGUGUCCUCAAGGAGCCAAACCUGGCCAAGGAGGCUGGCCAAGGACUCCUGGGUGUCCUCUCAUCUUAUAGUCAAGGUGACCUGAGUGGGGUCGCCAGUAACAUCAUGGGAUUUAUUAAGAAAGCCACGAGCGGCGAGGAAGCGCACACGAGAGCACUCGCUACGAAAACAUCGCCGGCCGAUGUGGUCAUGCUGUCGGGCAGCAAAGACGACCAGACAUCUGCCGACGCUACCAUUGCUUCCCAGGCCACCGGGGCCAUGUCAUGGGCUUUCGUCACUGCUCUCCGCAAGAAUCCCCAGCAAAGCUACGUUCAGCUUCUCAACAGCAUUCGCGACGAGUUGGCGACAAAAUACACCCAGAAGCCCCAACUCUCCUGCAGCCACCCUCUUGAUACCAACCUGCUGUUUGUAAUGUGA